AACAAUUAAAACAUAUUUCAAAGAUUUAAACAACUGAAAGUUUUAUAAAAUAGUGAAAAAUGCACAAAGGGUAAAUAAAUUUCGCAAGAAAUGUCAAUAAAGGUUAGCUAAACAUUAAUCGAUUAAAUUAUUUAGUUUGCUUUGCAGAUCAAGUGCCGCGUAAAGUUUAUCCGAAAAUGUCCGAAAUAUCCCGUGCAGCUCAAUCUGGCGAUUUAGGAUAUUUCCGUGAAGUUUAUGACAAGGAAGUUAACAUUAGUAUGGUACUUGAAUAUUUCCAUGAUAAAUCCGGUGAUACUGCGAUACACUUUGCAGUAAGACAUGGUCAUUUGGAACUUGUAAAAUUUCUCUUGUGCAAGGGCUUUAACUUGGAGACUGGUAACUUUGAUGGAAAGAGACCUCUACAUGAAGCAGCGCAGGCAGGCCAGUACGAGUGCCUCGUGUGCCUCCUUGACUCUGGUGCGUCUGUUGACUCGCUUAAAAGAGCUGAUUGGACGUCACUGAUGCUUGCUUGUACAAAGGACAGGCUGGAUAUCGUAAAGGCACUUCUUGAACACGGUGCUCGUUUGAAAUUGAAAAAUAAAGAUGGUUGGAACAGCUUCCAUGUGGCUGUUAGGGAAGGCCAUUUGGACAUCAUUGAGUAUCUCCUCAACUUUGACAAGACUGUUUGGGAUACAGUGAGCAAGAAUGGACGGACACCUUUACACACAGCAGCUCUCCACAGCCAUGCAGAUGUGGUCUCACUUUUACUGGAGAGAUGUGACUAUGUGACAGACACCCAGGACAGUUGUGGCUCCACUCCCCUCAUGGAUGCCAUCAGGGUUGGCUGUAUACAGGCUGCCGACGUGCUCAUCAACAAUCAUGAGGCUGAUAUAACCAAGGAAGACAAUGUAGGUCGUCAGUGUCUGCACGUGGCGUGCCAGGCUGGAUGUCUUGACUCCCUCGUCUACCUUGUUGACACUUGUGGGGCCCAUCCGGGGGUCCUGUGCACAGGGACCGGGGCCUCAGGAUUGCACAUCGCAGCCAAGGAAGGUCACAGUGAUGUUAUCCUAUUCCUGCUGUCCCGUGGUGUGGAUAUAAAUCUGACUGACUCAAGGGGAAGAACUGCCCUGCACAUAGCAUCUGGUGCCCAGCAUGUAGACUGUGUCACCGUGUUGCUGCAACAAGGAGCUGACUGUGUCCCAGACCAGACUGGUUCCUAUCCAUGGGAGCUGGCCAGGAAACCUGCUGUCAUUGAGGCAUUCAGUGGUGUCAACCAGACAUGAGACAGCAGUGCAGUUGGCCACAUUGUGCAAUAUAAGUGCAGUAAUACCUUACAAACAUCGACCAGACUUCAAUCUCACAGUGCCGGGAAACAUUUGAAUGUUCAUCGCUGAAAAGUUAUAUGAGGGUCAGGCAUAAAGUUCCCAGACUGUCCUUAUAAAAAUCACAUUAUUUAUCCAAUCGUUUAAAUACUCAGUGAUAUUGAAAUACGACAAGUUAUAGUCAGGUAAACAAAAACUUACAUAUUUUUGAUGGAUAUAAAUAUAAUUCAUAAUUAAAUUUAUUACAGUUUUGAUAUCAUGUGCAGAGUCUGGGAACGACUCACCCUCGUAUAUUAAGCAUCUUGUGCACUUAAACCACGAAAAAACCUGUUAGCAAAGGUGGAACACAAUGGUCAAAUACUAUAUAUGGUGGAUGUGCAAAGAAUGUAUUGCUACCAUUAUGACGCACCUAGGAAUAUUUAUAAGUUCGCAGGCAUUGUUGCUAGCCAGAAUGAUUCAUUAUAAGAAUGAUACCGUAAAUGACUGGGUAUUAGACGCACUUUUUUUCCCUCAGAUUUUGAUGCAAAAAAAUGCCUGCGUAUAAUACCCAGUAACAAUUUUUUGAACUUUUUUUCUGAGGUCAAUUUCAAGCCGAGAGUUUGUUUUAGAUUUAUGUAGAAACAGAUGUUACUCGCGUCAUAUUGAUCGAGUAUAUAUGGGUUAAAACGGCAGUUGAAGAUCGGGAUACGGUAUAUCGUAAGACGUUUAUAAUUUCAACAAAAAUAUUUUUCGAUUAAAGUUACUGUAAUUCACCUAAGAGUUCGGACACUCUAAAUAUUUGGACACCCAUAAUUAUUUCCCAAAAUAAUUUAUUUUGCGUACCUAAUUUAAUAAUCUUGGCCCUGUUAUGUAAUAUUUUCUAGCGGCUGCCUGGACUCUUGGUGACAGUGUGUUUUGUCUAGUAAGUUGUAAGCACUUUGUUCAAAAAGAUGAAUGAAUGUAUAUGAUGUUUUUACAGAAAAAUAAAAUGGAAAUG
This is a messenger RNA of Mya arenaria, 2277 nucleotides long. RefSeq names its product ankyrin repeat domain-containing protein 16-like. The transcript is spliced from 7 exons. Lineage: Eukaryota; Metazoa; Mollusca; Bivalvia; Myida; Myidae. The record is from RefSeq and is a predicted model, not a curated record. Gene Ontology annotation, molecular function: protein binding. Bases 177 to 1262 code for a protein of 361 amino acids.